AUGGCAAACUUGGUCAGGAUCGCAAUUGGUGGAGGAGGGACAUUUACCGAUGUACAUUGUUCGCAGGCUGGGAAGCCAGAUAUCGUUCUCAAGCUACUGUCUGUAGAUCCUUCAAAUUAUCGUGAUGCACCCACGGAAGGUAUACGAAGAGCUUUGGAGAUUUCCUUCGGUCAAAUUAUUUCAAAAUCUGCGAAAUUGAAGCUGGAUUGCGUUGAAAGCAUUCGAAUGGGGACAACGGUGGCUACAAAUGCUCUCCUUGAGAGAAAAGGAGCUCGUUGCGCGCUUUUGACGACCAAAGGAUUCAAAGAUGUAUUGCGCAUUGGUGCUCAGGCACGACCCCACAUCUUUGACCUUUCAGUCAAAAAGUUAUCGUUACUUUACGAGACAGUAGUUGAAAUCGAUGAACGCGUCACUAUCCCGACCUCCUCAGAAGACCCGGAAUCCCCACUAUCUACCAACUUCGAGAGUAUCACAAACCCUUCUAUCGUACGUGGUAUCACUGGCGACAUAGUGCACAUUAUCCGUCAACCGGAUCCAACCCGUAUCAGAGCCCAGCUACAGUCGCUUCACGAUUCCGGCUUCCGCUCGAUUGCCAUUGCACUCCUCCACUCGUACACAUUUCCGCACCAUGAGAAUCUCGUUGCAGAUAUCGCGCGCCAGAUGGGCUUCGCAGUAUCUGUGUCAUCCGAACUCCAGCCUAUGGUCAAGAUUGUAUCUCGUGCCAAUUCAGCUAUAGCAGACGCGUAUCUCUCACCAGUAACUCGAACCUAUAUAGAGACGUUCGCCGGUGGAUUCGAGGGAGGCAUCGCUGCAUUGGGUGAUAAGUUGUUGUUUAUGCGUUCAGAUGGUGGAUUGUGCUCUGUCAAGACUUUUUCGGGUCUCCGCGCUGUCCUCUCAGGGCCUGCUGGAGGAGUCAUUGGGUACGCAAAAACCUGCUAUGAUCCUGAGGAAGGAACACCUCUUGUUUCGAUCGAUAUGGGUGGCACUUCUACUGAUGUGUCCCGAUAUUCUGGCCACCUAGAGCAUGUAUUCGAAACAACCACUGCUCAGGUGACGAUCCUUUCUCCUUCGUUGGACGUUUCAUCCAUUGCAGCGGGAGGAGGCAGUCGUCUUUUCUGGGAAAAUGGCAUGUUCGUUGUGGGGCCAGAGAGUGCCGGUGCACAUCCUGGUCCCGCGUGCUAUCGCAAAGGUGGUCCUCUAGCCGUUACAGAUGCUAAUUUGCUUCUGGGACGCCUUUUACCUGAGAGAUUUCCAAAAAUAUUUGGACCUAAUGAAAACGAAUCAUUGGAUGCCGAUACGACACAUGCGAAAUUCGCUGAGCUCACGGAAAUUAUUGGAGCAACUAAAGGUGUGAAGAUGAGUCUGGAAGAAGUUGCCUCUGGAUUUUUGAGGGUAGCAAACGAAGCUAUGUGUAGACCGAUCCGCACUUUGACCGAAGCCAGAGGGUUUGAAAGUGCCAGUCAUAACCUUGUUGUUUUUGGCGGCGCUGGCGGUCAACAUGGAACUGCGAUUGCUUCUGCCCUGGGCAUAUCCCGCAUUCUCGUUCCUCGAUUUUCCUCUAUUCUUUCUGCAUAUGGCAUGGCCCUUGCUGAUGUCGUGGUAGAAUCACAAGAGCCUUCUUCCUGCGUACUCGAUACACGACUAGGGGCGGACAACACUACAUCCUUUUUUGAUCUCCGUAUGCGUUCUGAGAGGCUCAUUCAACGUGCUGUUGAUGCGCUUGUCGAACAAGGCUUUUCUAAAUCUGAUAUCACGACCGAGGUCUCUUAUAAUUGUCGUUUUCAAGGUACCAGUACCACGAUAAUGGUGCGGGAGCUUGAGGGCCGAUAUGAAGAGCUGAUCAGUAGUUUUGUAAAACAACAUGAGCAAUUAUUCGGGUUCACACUGCAGAAUCGAGUCGUUCAUGUGGAUGACGUCAGGGUUCGAGGUGUUGCCCGAAGUGGUGCGCCGGAGCAGACAAGUCCAUACAAAGAGUUGGAAGAAUUGACGACGAGGGAAGCGGAGGUUUUGGAAAGGUGUCAGAAGAAAAGAGUCUACUUCGACAUAACUGGAUGGACAGACACUGUUGUUGUCCCUUUGGAGGACAUUUGUCCUGGAGAACAGGUUCCGGCUCCCGCUAUCAUCUUUGAUCAAACUCAGACAAUUCUCGUGGAACCAGGGUACAUUGCUACUGCCACUUCAAAGCACAUCAUCCUUGACCGCAUAGGCUCUCCUCCUUCAAAGCCUCUUUUGGACCUUAAGCAUAUUGAUCCGGUCCAAUUAUCGUUUUUCGGUCAUCGAUUCAUGGGUAUCGCAGAGCAGAUGGGCACUAUUUUGCAACAGACUGCAAUCUCGACGAAUAUCAAGGAGAGGUUGGAUUAUUCUUGUGCUCUAUUCUCUCCAGACGGAUAUCUUGUUGCAAAUGCUCCGCACAUGCCUGUUCACCUAGGAGCCAUGAGUGCUGCCGUUCGAUUUCAAGUAGAACUAUUAGGAGAUCAAAUCCAAGAAGGAGAUGUUCUUGUGUCAAAUCAUCCUGAUGCUGGAGGUUCACAUUUACCAGAUAUCACUGUGAUGACGCCCGCAUUCCACAAUGGAGAGAUCGUAUUCUGGACGGCAUCUCGUGCACAUCACGCUGACAUUGGAGGGGUCCGCGCCGGGUCUAUGCCUCCAUUCUCAAAGACCAUAGAACAGGAAGGUGCACAAAUUCUCAGUUACAAGCUUGUGAAACAGGGGCAUUUCGACGAGGAAGGAAUCACUGAUCUCAUGUAUCAUCAACCUGCGAAGUAUCCAGGGUGUUCUGGAACCAGAACUCUAAGUGAUAACAUUUCCGAUCUGAAAGCUCAAGUAUCUGCCAACCAUCGCGGAGCAAUUCUCAUUAGUGCUCUGGUCAACGAGUUCACGCUUGAAGUUGUCCAAUUCUACAUGCUUGCUAUUCAAAAAACUGCCGAGAACGCUGUUCGCCACUUGCUCAGGUUAAUAGACAAAAAGUUCGCUGGUCAACCACUACAAGCAGUAGAUUACCUUGAUGAAGGAGAAGAGCUUCAACUCAAGGUCACAAUCGACCCUGCAGAAGGACAGGCCGUCUUUGAUUUUACAGGGACUAGCCCCCAAUCAUACUGCAAUCUUAAUGCUCCAACUGCAAUUGUAUACAGUGCCAUCAUCUACGUUCUCCGGUCACUCAUUCCCGCCGAAAUUCUCCUCAAUCAUGGCUGUCUGGCACCGAUCAAGGUUGUGCUACCUCCUCGUACUUUGCUAUCUCCAGGACCUGGGGCUGCUACUGUCGGCGGUAACGUAGAGACGUCUCAACGCAUCACAGAUCUUGUGUUGAAAGCCUUCGAGGUCUGUGGGGCCAGCCAAGGAACCUGCAACAAUUUGACUUUUGGUUAUGGAGGAAACUCUAUGUCCGGCUUAGCGAGGAAGGGUUUCGGCUACUACGAGGCAAGUGGUACUAUUGCGGGUGGUUCAGGUGGCGGUCCGCAUUGGGAUGGCCAAAGUGGGACGCACGUCCAUAUGUCGAAUACUCGUAUGGGUGACGCCGAACACGUCGAGCGUCGGUAUCCCGUCAUCAUACACGAAUUUAGCAUCCGCACUGGAUCCGGAGGUGCUGGGCUUCACUCAGGAGGAGAUGGCUGCGUUCGUGAAAUAGAAUUCACCCGCGACCUUGAUGUUUCAAUCCUCUCUGAACGACGUGUCAUACCUCCUUAUGGUAUGCGAGGCGGGGAACCUGGCAAGUGUGGUAGGAAUUGGUGGUUGCAGAAGUUAGAUGAUAGUACGUAUAAUAAGAUAUAUCUAGGUGGAAAGAACGAGGCUCCAAUGAAGGCUGGGGAUCGUAUUCGAAUAGAAACGCCAGGUGGUGGGGGCUAUGGCGUACCUGGAUCCUCGGAGGACGAAGAAGAAAUGUAUGGUGUUUAUCCCAGAUCUGAACCUCCUGUUCGUGCGAGUGGGUCUCUCUUUCGGAGGAAAGAAAUUGCGGAAGGAAAUUGA
Molecule: messenger RNA, 3963 nt
Organism: Lentinula edodes (shiitake mushroom)
Lineage: Eukaryota; Fungi; Basidiomycota; Agaricomycetes; Agaricales; Omphalotaceae
Product: Hydantoinase B/oxoprolinase-domain-containing protein
Exons: 23
Coding region: 1-3963 (1320 amino acids)
Biological process (GO): glutathione metabolic process
Cellular component (GO): cytosol
Molecular function (GO): 5-oxoprolinase (ATP-hydrolyzing) activity
Source: RefSeq, a predicted model, not a curated record